This is a messenger RNA of Bemisia tabaci, 4805 nucleotides long. NCBI's taxonomy places the organism in Eukaryota, Metazoa, Arthropoda, Insecta, Hemiptera, Aleyrodidae. The record is from RefSeq and is a predicted model, not a curated record.
GGAGGAACGAGUUUUGUUGUGAGCGUUUGAAGUUUUUAUUUUAUUUCAUUAUCAGUCACCAUUCUUUUUAAGUUUCCUUCUUUUGUUGUUCCAAUUACCUAAAAUCAAUGGUCAGUGAAGCCUAGCUGAGGUAUCAAUGUUUUUAUUUUAAUAUUUUUACAUAAAUGACUUUCUGACUAGAGUUAUGGAUUCUGAUAGUGACAAUGAUCUUUUCGUUAAAAAACCCCCUAAGAAGACUGUCAGGAAGUCUAAAAGUGUGCAGGGGCAGAGAGAAAAUUCGCAAAGGAAGAAAGAAAAUUCUCAGAAGAAGAAGCAGCGUUUAAACGAAACUAAGGUUCCCAAAGGGGAAGAUGUAAACAUAAGAGCGCCUUCGAAAUCCCCUGAAAGACGUGAACAGGAACUUGAAGAUACAAUCGCAAGCAUUUACUGUCCAACUUGUCAAGCUCCACUUCAUUAUUUGAAAAUCUCUCCUGAUAUUCAUGCUGCCUCCUGUGCGGUUGAUUGGAGCGAUCUUCCAGAAUGUCCAGUAGGCGCAAGCUGUGCUGAUGAUAGCAUUUUUCAUUUCCGUGACUUUGCUCAUGCAGCUCUCGCAGAAUAUCGUAGUACAAAGAAUUUUGUUUCUCCACGUGUCAAGCGUCUAAUUCGAAGUAAAUCUAAAUCUAAGAAAACACCAGCUAGCACCAGAAAAAUAUCUCUAAAUUCUCAGGUAAAUUCAGGGGUAGACCAUGAAGCCAAAGAAAAAGUAAAAAGAAAGUUAGACUUGGGUGAUGCAGAUAUCAGCAGUAGCAACCCGAACCUCGCUUCAAACUCUUAUUAUUCAUUUGUAGAAUCCGAGAAAAAUUCCACUCUUAAAUCUUACAGCACAUAUUUCAGUCAGGAAGAUGAUGAUGAAGAAGCUCAAGUUGAGACUCCCUGCUUCAUAGACCAGAUGGAAGCAACAAAACCAUGUUCCUCAGUCUCACAGAGUACUCGCCAAAAGAGAAAAAAUCCAGUCAAUGAAAGUUGUAGCAAAGCUGCAGAAGAGCCCAUUCUUAGAAAAGCUAACAGUACAAACAGUUGUAGGAAGAGUUUGGAUCAAGAAAUCAAUGAAUUGAGCAAGAGUGGUCCCAAAUCUAAAAAGAGAAAAUCCUCGCAUACCAACACCUCCUCAGUUGACUGUGACCAUGCUGAUAAUCUUGAGUCGAAUAUUUCUCAAUCCACAGCUAUCUUAAACACUAAGAUAAAAUCUCUUGCAGAUAGUGCUCGUUUAUCUAAUUCAAAUGAUGAUGUGAAAAAAUCAAGUACAGAGACUGGAUCUGACAGUGAUAAUUCCUUCCGCAAAAUUCCUGGAACUUUAACGGAUUCUCAGAUCAAAGAUUUCUCAUUGGGCUCAACAACAUACUCUCAACCUUGCUCAACACCAUCAUUGUCUGAAGCUCCUGAUUAUCUUUUACAUGCUGUUCAUUCGGUCAAAGUUAAAAAAGAGAUAAAAGAAGAGCCCAUUGACCCUGAGGAGUUGUUUGUUGGCUCCCAAGAGCAUCUUUCUAAAGUGCAAAAUUUAUGUUCUAAUGCUGUUAAAGAAGAAACCAUCUCAGAAUCUUAUCAUUCAAACACAGUACCUGGUAAUUCUUACCAAACUUUAAAUAAAAACAGUGAUACUCCUGAAAAUUUAGAGAUUCUUCAGUCCACUUCUAGUUUCAAAAUAUCGUCCAAGCAGCAAAUAAAGUCUGAAAAUUUGAAGGAGGAUCCGCUGACUGUGGAUAGUGAUGAAGGAAUCCCGGUGUUAUUUUCGGAUGAAGAGUUCGAACGGUGUUUUGAGAAGUAUGAUCAUGAUCCAUCCAAGAAAACAGAAGACAACUUCAGCGUUGAUGAGUCAUCAAAUGAUUCUUCUGUAUCAAGAGCCGGUUCUUUUUCAAAGAAACAAGAAACGUCCAAGAACUUAUGGAAACAAAUUUUAAGACCGAAGACAUUGCCAGCAAAUGGCUCUGUUCCUGCAUCUCGUCCACAAAAAGUUUAUUCCAAAUCUAGAGUCAUCACUAAUGAAAAAGAGCAAGAAGAAGGAAAUUCUAUAGGGCCUCCUCAGAGGAAAUGCCCUUUUUACAAAAGAAUCCCAGACACCACAUUUGUAGUAGAUGCUUUUAGCUAUGGAAUUAUUCCUGGAAUUACAAGUUAUUUUCUAAGUCACUUCCACUCUGAUCAUUACAUUGGACUCCGGAAAAGUUUCAACAAACCUAUUUAUUGCUCAAAAAUCACUGCUAGUCUAGUCAUGAUGAAAAUUGGUGUUAAAGAAGAAUUUUUGCGAAUCUUAAAUUUAAAAGAACCUAGAAUCAUUAAUGGAGUUGAAGUUACCACACUAGAUGCUAACCACUGCCCCGGAGCUGUCAUGUUUUUGUUCCGAUUGACCGACAACCGGCAAUAUCUUCAUGUGGGGGACUUCCGAGCUUGUUAUGAAAUGGAAGAAGAACCAAUCUUACAAAAAGCUCGCAUCACUGCUUUAUUUCUUGAUACAACAUACUGUAAUCCUCAGUACACAUUCCCGUUGCAGAAAGAUAUCAUUCAGGCUGUGGUUCAAGUUGUUGAAAAAAAAAUUUCAGAUUGCCCAAAACUUUUAGUGGUGUGUGGUUCUUACACCAUUGGGAAAGAGAAAGUAUUUUUAGGAAUACUCGAGAGGUUUAACAAAUGGAGGCUUUGGGCUCACACUCCAAAGCAACGGGUACUGAAUAUUUUGGAAAAUAGGGAAAUUUCAUCAAAACUAGUCAGCAAUGCUCAAGAAGCCAAUGUUCAUGUUCUUUCCAUGGGCGAAUUAAAAUUUCAGUCUUUGGAAAAACACUUACUAAAUAUGAAAGGUGCUUUUAGUCAUGUCCUUGCUUUUAAACCAACUGGUUGGGAAAUGGGCAAAGGAGCAAAGUUUGACAUGUUAAAUCAAACAUCAUCCCGAAAUGUUACUAUUUGUGGCGUUCCGUAUAGCGAGCACUCAAGCUACAAUGAACUACGUCGUUUCACCCAAUUCAUCUCCCCUGAAAAAGUCAUUCCAACUGUCAAUAUAGGUAAUCCUACAUCGCGAAAACGAAUGAUGACUGUAAUCGAUAAGUGGCUACAAAAAUCUGAACUGAACAAACAACAAAAAAUGAAUGCAUUUUUAGCACACUAACUGCCAGAGCACAAAACUAUAUAUAUACAAGUGCAUUUGGCAAAAGAAACUGGAUAAAGUGCCAUUUUUACAUUAUGUUUCAACUUUUCUUUCUCCUUUGUUUAUUCUAGUGGUUGUUCAUGAUGACUGAAUGAGACAAUUUUUCAUUUCUUAUCUUGUGUCAUUUGUCCUGUACUCAUUCAAUUUUUUUACAGUGCCUUUAUUCUUUAAACUUAUCAAAACUUUUGAAUCAUGGUUUUUACUCUUCUUAUUUGGUUCCUUAUUCAAGGCAUUAACGAGUCCCGGUUUUAAGGAAAAUGAGAACUUUUUGUUUUCGUUUGUUUUUUUAUCCUUUUAAGUGAGGCAUUCCAAGAUUCUCUCAGGUUUAAUGGACAAGAACAGUUUUGUUUCAAUAAUCUUCAUUGUCUCUGUGCCUAGCUAAAGUUUUUUUUUUUCUUUCUUUUUUUUCUUUUUUUUUUUUGUUAUGAACAAAAUUUUAGUUUAGCUGCUCAAAUAAGUGUCUCCAAAAUACCUUUAUUUUAAACACUUUAAUUUUUUUUUAGUUUUCUUGAGGGGAAACUCCUUUAACCUAUUUAACACAAAACCUAAUUGAUUAGUUCUUUUAAGUAACCACAGAUACCCUGUGCAACGCUGCUAAGAUUAUCCAUACAAAUUAAUUGCCCUUGGAGAGAAAAUUGGAAGUCAUGACACUAUUUUAAUAAAUUUUCGCUGUGACUUUGUUAAAAUUCUUAUAUGUGUGUGUUUAAUUCGGUGUAAAAUGGAGACAAAGAUGGAUGAUCCUAGCUGUGGUGAAAAAAUGUAAGUUAUUUUUGAAAAGAACUCCUCAAUUUUAAAAUAAAGAAUACUCCAAUCUUAUAUUUGCUAUGCAAAAAUCUUAGUUUUGUAUUACUUAUCUGCUUGAAACUAGAUUCAGCAUAUUGAAACUUUGAUUUCAUGCAUAACAAUGGCUCAUUCUGUCAGUGAAAAAAAAUAAAAGGAUAAAGUAAAUCUCAUUUGGAUCAUUGAACUGAUAGUGUUAACGUAUGGACUAUAAUACGAAUUUAUUCAUUCGAUACCUCAGUUUCAUCUUCCUCAUUGCUUCUAUCAUAGCAUCUUGUACGUGAGAUGUAAUUGUUAGUUACUCCUGUUUUUCAAUGAGUGUGUCGUGUCCAUUUGUUUAUGUACAGAAUGUGUAAUUAUUUACAAACUUGAAAGGCCACUUAGACUCUUUUUAACAGAAGUAAACUUGAAGAAAAAAAUACAGGAUGAUUUAAAUUGUUUAAAACAAACAAGUCGUUUUAAGCCAUUUUUGAAGAAAAAAUGAAGGUUACUUAUAUCCGUAUUAGUAUCACCUUUUAGUUGAAACAGAAGAUUACACUCGCCAUUUCACAGAAAUGCUCUUUGACAGCCUUUAAGGAGGACAAAAAAUGCAACCUAUUCUUUUCUCACGUAUGAAAUACUUUAUUUGCCCUUUAUGCAGCCAAAGUUCCUAUUGCACACCCUCUAUUCCUCAAAUUUUAUCAGAUUAUCUAAAUUUGAACGAAAGCCAACAAAUUUGAAGGUCCUCAAUGUAUCAAAGAUAGGCCGAUAUAGUCGAAAAAUCAAUUUUCAAAGUACUUGCUUGUAAUAGUACCUAAGUAUGUCACUUUUUUAAAGACAAUCCGAUAAACGCAAGUCCACUGUUCACACGUCAAAA